Molecule: messenger RNA, 840 nt
Organism: Talaromyces proteolyticus
Lineage: Eukaryota; Fungi; Ascomycota; Eurotiomycetes; Eurotiales; Trichocomaceae
Product: putative HAD superfamily hydrolase
Exons: 2
Coding region: 1-840 (279 amino acids)
Molecular function (GO): phosphatase activity
Source: RefSeq, a predicted model, not a curated record
AUGGACGGCCUUCUCAUCGACACAGAAGACAAGUAUACGAUCGUAACGAAUGAGAUUCUGCAAGAAUACGGCAGGCCCAGCAUGCCAUGGUCCGUCAAGGCUCAACUGCAAGGCAGACCUGGCCCAGAGGCAGGCAAGAUCUUCCACGACUGGGCCAAGCUCCCCAUAACGCCGGAGGAAUAUUCAACGAAACAAGUCGCUCUAGCUGAAAAAUACUUUCCCACGGCCAAGCCUCUGCCCGGUGUAGUCAAGCUAUUGAAUGAUCUUCACGCCACGGAGAAAUCCGACAAGCCGGUGUAUAUUGCCCUCGCCACGUCGUCUCACAAGAGGAACUACCACCUUAAGACAGAUCAUCUAAAUGAUCUUUUCUCUCUUUUCCCAGAGCCAAGGAGAGUUGUGGGCGAUGAUCCUCGAAUUGGAAAGGGACGUGGAAAGCCAUUGCCCGAUAUCUAUCUGCUUGCGUUAGAGACCAUCAAUGAAGAGCUUAAGACUAAAGGGGAGCAGGCCAUCAAACCGGAGGAAUGUCUGGUCUUUGAAGAUGCCGUUCCCGGUGUGGAGGCUGGUCGUCGGGCUGGGAUGCAGGUCGUCUGGUGUCCCCAUCCAGGCCUACUCACUUACUACAAGGGCCGAGAGGAGGAGGUUCUAGCGGGGCUUACUGGAGAACAUAAGGACGAAGAUAAAGUAGAUGCUGAGAAGGAAGCUGAAGCUCUGCAAGCAGAAAGAAUAUCGAGGGGUAAUCAUUCUGGAAAGCCUGGUAAACUGAAUGAUGGAUGGGGCCGCCUGGUAUCUACAUUGGAGGAUUUCCCGUAUGAGACGUACGGUAUAACAGUUCCUUCAUAA